GUCGUCGUUGACCUAAGGCAACAUUAAUACGCGGCGGAGGGAAAUGCAGAUCUGCGGGAAGCAGGAGGUGGAACUCGUCGCUUUCAACGCCGCAUUUGAUGCACUUUGGUUGUGAGAGAGGAGAGAGAGGAGGCGGAAUGCACCAGUGCCAAAAUGCAAGCGGAUCCGAAAGAGCAAACGUCGUCCCAAGUGGACAUCGAGUUUCAGGAUCUGACGUACGAGGCCGGAAAUAAAACGAUUCUACGCAAUCUCAAUGGGUUUUUCAAAUCGGGUCAAAUCUCGGGGAUUCUCGGCCCCUCCGGAGCGGGAAAGAGUUCACUCAUGAACAUCCUAAUUGGAUACAAGACGUCUGGCGUAUCCGGCAGCAUAUUGACAAACGGCAGAUCAAGAGACCUUCGGCAUUUUCACAAAAUUUCCUGCUUCAUCCAGCAGGAAGAACUUGUGCAGCCGCACCUGUGCGUCGAGGAGGCCAUGAGCGUGGCCGCCUGUCUCAAACUCGGCCCGUCGGUCACCAAGGAGAAGAGAAACAAUGUGAUUUCUGAUAUUUUGUCUACCCUGGGUUUGACCGAGUGUCAAAAAACCAAGACGGACAAAUUGAGCGGCGGCCAGAAAAAGAGAUUGAGCAUCGCUUUGGAGCUAAUUAGCAAUCCGCCUGUUCUCUUUCUAGACGAACCAACAACGGGUUUGGACGUGGUUGCAGCGACGCAGUGCAUGAGGCACCUGAGCUCGUUGGCCGCUCAGGGCCGCACCAUUGUCUGCACGAUUCACCAGCCCAGCGCCUCCAUUUUCAGCCUCUUCCAGCACGUUUACUUCCUGGCCGAGGGUUGCUGCGUUUACCAAGGAGACACUGAGCAUGUGAUCCGAUUCCUCACCUCCGCAGGUCUACCCUGCCCACAGUACAGCAACCCAGCAGACCACGUGGUAGAAUUAUCACACGCGUCGGUGGCAAAUGUUCGCAUCUUGAGCAACGCCAUCCAAAACGGCAAGAUCACCAUGGGCAGCAACGCUGUCGUUUCGCACUUAGGAUGCGCAAUAGGCGGCGGCGACCUGUCCGACAGGUUUUCGGAAUUUCCCACCUCGGCGCGGUACCAGUUCAUGGUACUGUUGUGCAGGAUGCUGCUUCAGACCAGCAGAAGCAAGGCAAUGCUGAGAUUACUCUUUACUCAUCACCUGGUGUCGGCACUUUUACUCGGAGGAAUGUUCUACGACAUUGGAGACGACGCCGGAAUGGCCUAUCAAAAUAUAAAAUUUUUCAUCUGCAUGAUUGUCUUUUUCUUAUACGCCUACAUGAUGGCUGCAGUUAUUGUUUUUCCUCUGGAGGUGAAAUUAUUGCGGCGAGAGUAUUUUAAUCGGUGGUACGGACUAAAGCCCUACUUUUUCGCGCUGACGGUUUCAAGACUGCCUGUGCAACUUACCUUCGGAAGCAUGUUCAUCCUGGUGUCGUACUACAUGACAGGCCAGCCACUGGUCACGUCCAGAUUUGCGUCCUUCGCCACCAUCAGUCUUCUAAACGCUGCGACCUCGGAAAGCCUGGGACUCCUGAUCGGCUCUCUGUUUUCGAUAACAUAUGGGUCAGUGAUAGCGCCUGCAGUUUCGGGCGCGUUUCUGAUGUUGGCCAUGUAUGGAAUAGGUUUCGGCCCCAUGAUGGAACCCUUCUGGAAAAUUUUCCAAUCCUUCUCCUAUGUCCGCUACGUUCUCUCUGGCUACGCAAUGACCAUGUACGGCCCUGGAAGAAACGUCCUGCCCUGCAAAGAGAUUUACUGCCACUUCAGACGCCCGUCAGAGUUGGUAAAACUUAUGGGAAUGACUGGAGAUAACUUGGCACUGCAGAUCACCAUUCUGGCGGCAUUUUUAUUACUCUUCAAGGUGCUCUCAUUUGCCGCUCUCAGAAUUCGAUUGAUGCCAGAAUUUAACAAUAGGUUUCUGAAUGACCUCUCAUUCAAAAUUAUAAAUUUAAAAAGGAAAUGCUAAUUUACCAUCAAAUGUAAAAGCUACAGAAAAAUGUUGUGAAUUUGAAUGAUCUCUUUAUUUUUAAAUGCUACCUUUAGUAAGCAUAAUUCGAAGUAAAUAAAAGUUUUAACUAUAUUAAAAU
This is a messenger RNA of Neocloeon triangulifer, 2092 nucleotides long. Its product is annotated as ATP-binding cassette subfamily G member 4-like. Bases 154 to 1971 code for a protein of 605 amino acids. Lineage: Eukaryota; Metazoa; Arthropoda; Insecta; Ephemeroptera; Baetidae. The record is from RefSeq and is a predicted model, not a curated record. Gene Ontology annotation, molecular function: ATP binding; ATP hydrolysis activity; ABC-type transporter activity. The transcript is spliced from 10 exons. Gene Ontology annotation, cellular component: plasma membrane.